AUGGGCAGUUACAAUUGCGGCCGCUACAAAAGCAUUGCCCGGGCGUACUGCUGUGACACUGCAUUAUAUACUGAGGUCGAAGCUCCAUCGGCACGCCUACAGGUUUUUUCCAAGGCGACUAAGAAUUGGCCGUCGACCCGAUCAUGCGCCGAAGAACCCAUGCUCAAGGGCUCGCUGGAGAAGCGGGCAGUAGGCUAUUUGUUAAACGUAUUGUAUAUACUAAUCCAUGACCUUACAGAGCUGUUGGAACUAUAUUCAAUUAGCAAGACCGAGCACUACAAGGCGUAUGCUGAAGAACCCUAUGACCAGGUAGAGUUCUGUAAUGGCGAUGCUGCAGAGCAAGAUCCUGUCUUGACUCGGCGCAAGGUCCAAUGCAACGAGCAGCGAGAUGUUUCGUUCGUCUUGAGAAACGCACCAAAGCGAAAAUGCUGA
Aspergillus tanneri is the source of this 432-nucleotide messenger RNA. RefSeq lists its product as uncharacterized. NCBI's taxonomy places the organism in Eukaryota, Fungi, Ascomycota, Eurotiomycetes, Eurotiales, Aspergillaceae. Bases 1 to 432 code for a protein of 143 amino acids. The record is from RefSeq and is a predicted model, not a curated record. The transcript has 3 exons.